This is a messenger RNA of Nicotiana tabacum (common tobacco), 1341 nucleotides long. The record is from RefSeq and is a predicted model, not a curated record. Lineage: Eukaryota; Viridiplantae; Streptophyta; Magnoliopsida; Solanales; Solanaceae.
AUGUAUCUCGAGGCAUCCUCAUGCCGACCUUGUACCGUAGAAGGCUUCUCGACCUUGAAGUCGUCAGCGAUCGAACAACCUCCGGGAAUGAACAUCUUCAAGGGAGGUUCACAAGCCGGUUCAUCGAUAGCCAAGUUAGCAGCAGGUCUCCCGAGGUCAACCACAUCGGAAGUAGUUUCGGCAGUCAUUUGGGAAGUAGAGGCGACCUUUUGGGGAACGGAUUUUGAGGUUUUUGCCAUUGUUAUAGGGGAAAGCUUGAAAGAGAUAGAGAAAGUUAUGGCUUUUCUCAACUAUGAAGUUGAGGGCUUAUCAAAGAAGGACAAUGAAGAAUUGGGGAGGCAACUAAAGCUUUUAAAUAAGCCAGCAAUCAAAACUAUUAAGACUGAAUAUGGAGAUAUUUAUGACUGUGUGGAUUUCUAUCAACAACCGGCAUUUGAUCAUCCCUUAUUGAAGAAUCAUACUUAUUAUCCUCAGAGAGACAAAGAAUCCUCAACAUCCAAUAGCUCCUUCAAAAUGGGAUUAAAAGAUGGUGGUUGUCCAAUGGGAACAGUUCCUAUUAGAAGAACUACCAAAGAAGAUCUCAUUAGAGAAAGGAGAUUUAAUGCUAGUUAUGCUCGUGGCACCUUUCAUUUUGCUCUAGAACAAACAUCAAAUGACCCACGUAACCAAAUUUCGGGAGCUGGAACAACAGCUAGUAUGUAUAAUCCAAAGGUUCUUCCGAACCAAUGGAGUGCAUCUGUCGUGAAGGUACAAAAUGGUCGUGACCAAAUACAAGCUGGGUGGCGUGUGGAUCCAAUUCUUUACGGUGAUACUCAUACUAGAUUUUACUCAUUAUUCAAAGCAGGUACAACUCAAUGCUUCAAUACACGUUGCCCUGGAUUUGUUAUUGUGAAUACGCAAAUACCUUUGGACAAGGUGUUUAAGACUACCAGACCUGGAACCUUAUUCGAGGAGACGUUCUUCAUUGAACGGGAUCUAAAGAAUGGAAGAUGGUGGCUACGAUAUGGUCCUGAUUUUGCACAGAUUGGUUUUUGGCCUCCCGAGCUUUUUACAGGAUUAAAGGGUUUUGCAUCACAAGCAGCAUGGGGUGGAGAGACAUUUAGUUCAGUGCCUACUUUCCCUCAAAUGGGUUCUGGCCGUAUUCCUCUAGUUGUAAGUACCAAUGAAGAUGCAUAUUGUAGCAAAAUUUCAAUUCUGGAUUCUGCUGGCAAAACUAAGGAUCCCGGUCGAUUAUCAAGGUUUGAAGACGCCCACGCGCUAUACCAAGUUGUUGAUGAACCAGUUACCAAUGAGGAUUUUGGGCAUACGGUCUUUUAUGGGGGACCUGGUUCUGUCAAAUAA